Rhodofomes roseus is the source of this 1116-nucleotide messenger RNA. RefSeq names its product pectin lyase fold/virulence factor. Gene Ontology annotation, biological process: cell wall modification. The coding region runs from base 1 to 1116 and encodes 371 amino acids. Gene Ontology annotation, molecular function: pectinesterase activity. The transcript has 3 exons. The record is from RefSeq and is a predicted model, not a curated record. Lineage: Eukaryota; Fungi; Basidiomycota; Agaricomycetes; Polyporales; Fomitopsidaceae.
AUGUCUGCAACACUCACCGUUGCCCUGUCGUUCGACCGCGCGACAUGCCAGUACCCAACGGACGACCCGCUCGAAGGCUGUCCAUCCGGCACGCUCCUUGUCGGGCCCUCCGGCAACUUCAGCACCAUUCAAUCCGCGGUGCUCAGCCUCCCGAACGACACUACGCCGUACAUCAUCCUCGUCGAACCGGGCAACUAUACGGAGCAAGUGAACGUCACGCGGCCAGGCCCGCUCUACCUGCUUGGCCAGACGCUCUCGCCGAAUGACCGCACACAGAACACCGUCGCGGUGUACUGGGCGGCCAUUGCGGGUACAGGCGACAACGCGUACACGAGCACGCUCACGGUCGCGCCGACGCUGAACGCUAGCUUGACGGGCUCGGGGCCGACGGGGAACCCUGUACCGCCUGGGACGCCCUUUGGAAACACGGACUUCAGGGUGUACAAUGUGGACUUUGUCAAUGACUAUGCGCCGUAUUCGGAUGACCCGAGCCUGGCUGUGAGCGUCAGCUACGCGAACACUGGGUUCUACUACAGCGGGUUCUACAGCUACCAGGACACCGUCUAUAUUGGGAAGCUCGGAAACGCCUACUUCUACGACAGCGAGGUUGCCGGCCAGACAGACUUCUUCUAUGGCUUCGGCACCGCCUGGGUCCAGUCGUCUCUCGUAACACUGCGCGGCUGCGGAGGAGGCGUCACCGCGUGGAAGGGCACCAACACGACCUUCGAGAACAAAUAUGGCAUCUACAUCCACGACUCUGCCGUCAUAAAAGCCAACAACAGCCUGAGCAUCGCAGGCCAAUGUGCGCUUGGCCGGCCUUGGAACGCGCAGAUGCGCGCGAUCUUCGCGAACAGCUACCUCGACGACAGCAUCCGGCCGGCUGGGUACAUCGAGUGGCAGGACACGGACCCGCGGAUCGACUAUAACACAACGAUGGCGGAGUUCUAUGACGCCGGGCCCGGGUUCAACCUCACCGGGCGGAUGGAGGGCGGCGUGACGACGCUGCUGACCCUGGAGGAGUACGCGCCGUAUGCGACCGUCGAGCAGGUGUUCCAGUACCCGUUCAGUGGGGAGUUCGGGAACGUGGGGUGGAUCGACUACGCGCCCUGGAGUUAG